UUUUAAAACUGAACUUCUGCAUCAGAGAAUCUUCAGUUUCAAAUGAUUCAGACAUCAAAUGGCUUCACUGAGAGUUUUCCUCGUUUUGUUUCUUCAGUUUAAAGGGAUCAGAGGAGACGACUCUUUCUAUCAUCUCUAUCAGAGACCUGGAGAUGAUGUCUUGUUGCCCUGUCUUCACACAUCAUUCUCUGAGACCAGAUGUUCAGAUAUUGACUGGUGUUACAUGAAAGAUGGAAGAAAUUGUAUUGACGUUAUCGAUGGAGAAGUUCUGAUGGUGUCACCCCGAGCUGCCAGGCUGAGUCUGCAAACUAACUGCUCUCUGAUCAUCAAUAACAUCACAGCUGAGGACGCUGGUCAGUACGCCUGUGGCUUUCUGGAGGAGUCUAACUGGGACACACAUGUGUUUCUAAACAUUUUAUCAAUUUCAUCAUCAUCUACAGACACAGAUCCAAAUAAAGAUGGAGAUGUGACAUUAAGUUGCUCCAUCUUCAAAUACGACAGACCGUGUGAACCCAGGAGUCUCCACUGGGUGGAUGAGACGGGAGCUGAGCUGGUUGGUGAAGGUGAUGGUUUCAAGUAUGGAGGACAGAUAAACUGUGUUUCUUAUCUGACUGUGAAGCUUCAGACUGAACACAGCAGAAGAUACACCUGCCAGUAUGUUAAUGGAACAGGUGUGAAGAUUGAGGCUCACUACUCAACUGUGUCCUCAGUGGCACCAACAGAUUCCACCGACUGGUCUCCUCUGAGAUACACCAUGUGGGCUCUGCGCAUCUCAUUAUUGAUCCUCAUGAUGGUCAUCACGGCUCUGAUCAUCAGAGGCAGAGGAAGCAGCAGGCAGCUCAGAAACAACAGAGUUCGUUACAUCAAGACUGAUGAUGGUGGAGCAGUAAACUAUGAAAAUGUAGAUCCAAGAAGAUGAAAUAGUUGAUGCUCACUUUGAAUCCUUGAGGUUGAAGCUAAAAACCUCAGACUCAACAACUCAACUCUGACAGCUCUUAGAAACAGAAGCUGAUGUUUAUUUGAGAGGUGUGAUGAUAAUCAAUUGAAAUCAUUGUUAAAAAUACAGUCAAGUCAUUUCAGGACAGGAUUACAGAGAAAACCCAAAGAUUCAAAUAAAAAACCUCCCUCAGCAGAAUCCGAGCUACUGUAGAUACAGGUUAAUAAAACAUUACAGACAGUGGAUCAUCUUUCAUCAGGAGGACUGAGUCAGUUCAGGUUAAAUCAGAUGCUUCUCCUCAAGUAAAGACAAGUUUAGUGAAAUAGAAACCAUUAAAAUAAAAACUUCAGCUCACACUGGGCUCAGUGAGCAGGGAAGAGCGAGGGAGAGACAGCGGCUCAGCAACAUUUUGAAUAAAUAACUGUUGCUGUGUUACUGGUUGAAUGAUGCGAAUCAGUCAGUAACUCAUUACUUCUGAAGGCAGCAGUGUUACAGUAACAUGUUGCUUCAUGAAAUAUUCUCCCCAACAUUCCAAACCAACUUUUUUCAUCUGCUGAUGUCUUUCAUUAUGGUUUAUUGAUGCACUGUAUCUUCUACAUUCAUGAUUUUAUUACUCUUGAUUUUACUCAGUCUUUUUCUCAUAUUUCUUGAUAUCUUCAUUUUCACUUCAUCGUAUAUUUUAUUGAUGUUAUUGUGUUCAGAUUUGUUGAUUUGAAGCACUUUGAGUUGCCUUGUUGCUGAAUUGUACAAAUAAAGUUUUCUGUUUAAGCAUUCAAGUAUUUCAAAGUUGAUCUUGGUGAUUGAAGUGCACAAGACUUCACAACAGUCGGAAGCACGUUAUCAUACCAGUCCAAUCAUUGCUUCUUUUCUGAAGCUGGGCGAGGGACGCAAACUGAAAACUCUCAUAUAUUUUGCUGAGAGUAAUAAUGUAAAAAAAUUGUUGGGAUUCGUGGUUACACGAAAGAAACUGUUCAUUUGAUCUGUAGUUCCAUCCCU
Molecule: messenger RNA, 1933 nt
Organism: Salarias fasciatus (jewelled blenny)
Lineage: Eukaryota; Metazoa; Chordata; Actinopteri; Blenniiformes; Blenniidae
Exons: 6
Coding region: 59-919 (286 amino acids)
Biological process (GO): T cell activation; interleukin-15-mediated signaling pathway; positive regulation of ERK1 and ERK2 cascade
Cellular component (GO): external side of plasma membrane; membrane raft
Molecular function (GO): protein tyrosine kinase binding; MHC class II protein binding
Source: RefSeq, a predicted model, not a curated record